AUGAGUCAGGAACAUUUUCCAAAUGGGGGAUCUUGGAGAUCUACUUCAUCUCGUUUCCCUGGCGAAGACCAGGAACAGGUUCCCUCUAAUUCCCAACCGCCGCCGGCCUACAUGACCGUAGGUAGUGGCUCGACUUCCGAGAGUGCCACUGCCUUGAUGUCCUCACUUUCUCGUGACUCGGGAUAUGAAGGCAGCGCUGCCGGUGAGACUCAUACUGGUAGCGAUUCAAGUUCAGCAUGGCGUGCUGGCUUAUUGGAAGACCGACCAACUCCAAUCCAUACUCCGACGCGCAGCGACGAGUGGAAUCCUGCCGUCGAGCAUGAGAAACAGGUUCUUGCGAGUCAUGAGUACUCACAUCUUUCUUCUAGCAACUCAAAUCGAACGAAGCUUGGACGCGCGAUUUCCCGGACUCUCGAGACAUUAAAAGAGCUACAGGAUAUAAAUCGACAAUGGCCUGCAGUCUACCCCUCCGUGCAGGACGGUUCCCCUUCCCUUUCGGAGCGACCGCAAUUGCAACACACGAACACACAUUUUGGAAAUGACGAAAUGAGACCUGGCACUCCACCUCGUCCGGGAAGUCUGAAACGUGCUGCGACUACUGCUGGAGGAGACGAUCUUGGUGAAUCUAGCGCUGCCGCUCAACGCCGCGUUCAGCCUGAGCCUAGAUUGAUGACUCCACAAAUAGCCCAGGAAUUUUCCAUCUUGAAGCUCGACUUGAAGCUCGGUGCGCUGUCGCAAGCAGAACUCGUGCAUUCCUUGGAGAAAGCCUCUAUCGCCUCACUUUUAGAUGGAAAAAUUAGCCAGAGCAUGAAACAUCUUCUCUCCCUUCGAGAGCGCAUCGAAGAUACGUCAAGUAAGGUGUUGAUCACAGGAGAUUUGAACGCAGGUAAAUCGACAUUCUGCAAUGCUCUUCUUCGGCGCAAAGUGUUGCCCGAGGACCAACAGCCGUGCACCAGCAUUUUUUGUGAGGUCCUUGAUGCUCGAGAGAACAGUGGAAUCGAAGAGGUACAUGCAGUUCACAAGGAUGCCAUCUACAACCGCAAUGACGAAAGCACAUAUGACGUAUUUGUAUUGAGCGAGCUCGAAAACAUUGUGGUGGACAACUCCAAGUACAUGCAGUGCAAGGUCUACGUUAAGGAUGCGCGAUCGAUUGAUGAGUCCUUACUUAAUAACGGCGUGGUCGACAUUGCCUUGAUCGAUGCCCCAGGUCUAAACUCGGACUCUUUGAAGACAACCGCCGUCUUCGCCCGACAAGAAGAAAUUGACGUUGUUGUCUUCGUUGUAUCUGCAGCCAAUCAUUUCACCCUAUCUGCGAAAGAGUUCAUCCUGAAUGCAGCCCACGAAAAAACUUAUAUUUUCAUGGUGGUCAAUGGUUUCGACCAGAUCCGAGAUAAACAGCGAUGCGAGCGCAUGAUCCUUGAUCAAGUGGGCAAGCUUAGCCCUCGCACGUAUAAGGAGUCAGACGAACUGGUGCACUUUGUAUCCAGUAAUGCCAUUCCGACUGCUCCACAUGUCUUGCAGUCUGGGUCUGGUGGUGGUGACGGUGGAAGUUCAGAUCCUCACGACGAUGAUGACGAUGAUUCUGGCAAAGGUAAGGGCAAGCAGAAGGAAAUGGAAAAGAUCCAAGAUUUCGAAAACCUGGAAGGGGCAUUGAGACGCUUUGUUCUCGAAAAGCGGUCCCGCUCCAAGCUUGCACCUGCACGUACCUACCUUCUGAACCUUCUCGCGGACCUGACUUCGCUCGCCACUGUCAACCGGGACGUCGCUCAGUCAGAGCUUACGCGAGUGACCAAUGAGCUUCAAGAAAUUGAGCCCGCCUAUGAGAACGGCAAGAAGAAGAAGGGUGAGCUGGCUGAGGGCGUUGACAAGGCCAUCGACGAUUCAUGCGACGAUGUAUACAACCACACCCGUACCACCUUGACAGACACCAUCGCUCAAGUAUCCCGAGCUGAACUCGGCGUUCAAUAUCCCGGUGUUUUCUCCGUGUUCCAGUAUGCCGAGGAUUUGAAGCUUGCCAUGCUUAAUCAAAUUUCGGCAGCAGUCACUAACUGUGAGGACUAUGCCCGGGAGAAGACUGUCCAAGGUGUCGGUUUCAUUCAAAAUAUCGGGUUGCUGCAUGUUGGUGAGGACAAGUUCACUCCUCUGAACUUCCGUGCGGAUAUGAUGUUCCGCCGAGGUCGCCGCCAUACCUUUGGUCGCCAAGUCGAUACCGAAGUGGAACUAUGGGACUUCUUAGACAUUGCCGCACUCUGGGAACGCCAAGAAAAGGUUGCAGGAACAGGUAUAGCAAUGACUGCCGUCACGGUUGUUGGUAGCCGGGCCCUCGGCGGUUUCAGUUGGGUGGAUAGCGCUUUGAGUGCAGUUAAAUUUAUUGGACCAAACAACGUGCGCCGGAUGUUCUUCCCCAGUCUUUUGGCAGCUGCCAUCUUGACCACAGCCUAUGUGUUGUCAUCCAUUCCGAAUACGUUACCUCCUCGUUUGUCUCGCAAGAUUGCCGCGAAACUCUCACAAAUGGAUUACGUUCACACAAACGCCAACCGAAUUUCCACCGAGGUCCGAAAAAUCCUUCGACUUCCGGCGACAAGCUUGCAAGCUACCCUUGUCCAAGACAUCGAGGACCUUGGCCGACGCAAGCAAGAGGUUACCAAGCUCAAGAAGGAGAGCGAGGUUGCCACCAAGUACUUUGGAAACCUGUUCCGCGACAGCAGUCAGAACCGCCGUUCUGUAGAGGACCUUGACCUGGACGCCCCCCUUCCUGGUGCCAUGGGUGCCUACGCCGCAUGA
Messenger RNA from Penicillium taxi, 2784 nucleotides. Its product is annotated as mitofusin. The record is from RefSeq and is a predicted model, not a curated record. NCBI's taxonomy places the organism in Eukaryota, Fungi, Ascomycota, Eurotiomycetes, Eurotiales, Aspergillaceae. Gene Ontology annotation, cellular component: mitochondrial outer membrane. The transcript is spliced from 4 exons. Gene Ontology annotation, molecular function: GTPase activity; GTP binding. Gene Ontology annotation, biological process: mitochondrial fusion. The coding region runs from base 1 to 2784 and encodes 927 amino acids.